CCUGCAAGACCUGGCUAGGCGCUUUCGGGGUUCCUCUGAGCUCCCUUAGGGACCAGCUCCGACCCGGGGAGCCCAGCCAAAAAGGUCACCACGCCCUCCUCCCAUGCCCCACCUCACUGCCGCCCCCCAGCGCCCCGCAUUCUCGGUGGCGAGAGGAUUAACCUCCAAGGGCGUUCUGGCCCUCGCUUUGGCUUCCGGCCUGGCCUGGGCCCUGGCUUGGUGCUGACUCCAAGACUUGUGCCAUUUCCAAGGGAAAUUCGGUGGACACCCUGGUCACUGUGGAGGCUUGGGGUCGUCUGGGUGACCCCUCGAUCAGGCUCCUAGGUUAACAAUCAGGAUGGUACAUGCUGAAGCCUUUUCUCGGCCCUUAAGUCGGAAUGAAGUUGUUGGUUUAAUUUUCCGUUUGACAAUAUUUGGUGCAGUAACAUACUUUACUAUCAAAUGGAUGGUAGAUGCAAUUGAUCCAACUAGAAAGCAGAAAGUAGAAGCUCAGAAACAGGCAGAAAAACUAAUGAAGCAAAUUGGUGUGAAAAAUGUGAAGCUUUCAGAGUAUGAAAUGAGUAUUGCUGCUCACCUAGUAGACCCUCUUAAUAUGCAUGUUACCUGGAGUGAUAUAGCAGGUUUAGAUGAUGUUAUUACAGAUCUGAAAGAUACAGUCAUCUUACCUAUCAAAAAGAAGCAUUUGUUUGAGAAUUCUAGGCUUCUGCAGCCCCCCAAAGGUGUACUUCUCUAUGGGCCUCCAGGCUGUGGUAAAACAUUGAUUGCCAAGGCUACAGCCAAAGAAGCUGGCUGUCGAUUCAUUAACCUUCAGCCUUCGACACUGACUGAUAAGUGGUAUGGAGAAUCUCAGAAGCUAGCUGCUGCCGUUUUUUCCCUUGCCAUAAAAUUACAGCCUUCCAUCAUCUUUAUAGAUGAAAUAGACUCCUUUCUGCGAAACCGUUCAAGCUCUGACCAUGAAGCCACAGCCAUGAUGAAAGCUCAGUUUAUGAGUCUCUGGGAUGGACUGGACACUGAUCACAGUUGCCAGGUCAUAGUGAUGGGAGCUACUAAUCGUCCUCAGGACCUUGACUCUGCAAUAAUGAGAAGAAUGCCUACAAGAUUUCAUAUCAACCAACCUGCACUAAAACAAAGAGAAGCAAUCUUGAAGCUUAUCUUGAAAAAUGAAAAUGUGGACAGGCAUGUAGAUCUACUAGAAGUUGCUCAAGAAACUGAUGGGUUUUCAGGAAGUGAUCUAAGAGAGAUGUGUCGAGAUGCUGCCCUCCUCUGUGUCAGAGAAUAUGUUAAUUCUACAUCAGAAGAAAGUCAUGAUGAAGAUGAAAUCCGGCCUGUGCAACAGCAAGACCUGCAUCGGGCAAUUGAAAAGAUGAAGAAAUCAAAGGAUGCAGCAUUUCAGAAUGUUUUAACACAUGUUUGUUUAGAUUAAGAGUAAAGAUCGUUUGUACAGUUCAGUGAUCUAGUUUGGUGUGCCCUCUUAUCAGUUAGUGAAAGGUGUACUCUUAAUACAGUGAAAGAGUCCCACGUUUAUGGUUUUAUACUCUGAAUUCUAAGUUAUUGAGGUAUAGUUGUUACAUAGGUGGUAUUACUACUUGUCAAAAAUCAUGAAGAGGAACAAUUUAAUCCAGCCCAAGAGCGGGUGCUUGUAUUUGACUUCUUUAGCCAUAUGUUGUCACAGCCUUAUAGAUUCUAAACUGAAAAGAAUAAGUGAUCCAUUGAGUCAUUAGUGAGAAGUGGGGAUGUGGUUAGGUGCUGGUUCUAGAUGUGUAUGUCUGUGUGUGUAUGUGUAUAUAUUGUGUAUAUAUCGACACAUUUUUUAUUGAUAUUCUGUAGAUAUGUUUGAAUACAGAAACUUUUUUUUACCCCACCCACUGAAUCCAAAAGUACCAAAUAGUAUAUAGCAAAACCAAGAUUUAAGGUUGUAUCUUUACAAGGUACAGUAAUGCAGCCAUUUCUAGUGGUCAUUUGUUUUAGCCUUUUCUAAGUUGAGCACUUCUCGAUCUGUAGUUGAUUAGUUGAGUCAGGCACAUCUGAAUAUAUAUAUGUGGCUUAAUCAUAAUGGUUAUAAGGAUAAUCAUAUAAAAAUACUUGUUUCGGCAGACAUAUGAUCAAUACUGAUUUCAACUUUUUCAGCAGUCAUUAAGAAUUUUUAACAGAUUUUACUUUAAUAUACAUGAAGGUGGAUUGAAAACCUUUGAAAAGAAUGAGUUUGAAAACCUUUAGUACUCUUUAAGACGUGAAUAUGACUUUCCUUUCUUCUUUUAAUUUAAUAAGUAGUUCUGUUGUAACCAUGUGUUUAAAAUGCCAUUAAAAGUUAUGUUUUGUAAAUUAUGGUCAAAUAUAAUUUGAUCACCAGAAGUGAAAUAAUAGUUUUAAGUACAUGUGACUAAAUGUGCUAACAAUGCUCAUUUUGUAAUUUUAAUUUUAAAAUUUUUCUCAGCUUCCUCUAAAUUAUGGCCUCUUCAGGUACAAAUGUACGGAUCAAAUUCACACAUGUGGAGUCCUUUGUGACUACAUUUAUGAUAUUACAUGUUCUACAUAUGAAACAUUGUCUUGUCUCAAAUUCCCCUAACCAAAUUUUGUUGCAGGCACCUAAACACCCAGCAUGAGGAAAAUGGCACAAUACAACCUUUAGGUGCCUUCUGCAUCAUCAGACAAAUUGUUUCAGAUGCAUUUGUUUUUAUUAUAUUUAUUUGAAAAUGCCAUCUGGGUUCAUGAGUUAUUGAAUUAAUUUAGUUUAUCUAAUAAUGCUUCUCACAAAAAUAUUGAAUAGUGUUUUUCAUUUGUACUUUGUCAAAGAGAGUUUGGAGGACAAUGCUUUCAAUAGCAAAAGACAAAUUAUGCAAGGUGAAGAUGAUGAAAAAUGAGUGAAAAUACAAGAUACCAAAAAUAAAAUUUUCCCAUUUUUAAUAAUUAUAUUACUAUUUUAUAAAUGCAUAAUAAAGGGUGUCCUGCCUUGUUGAUUUUUCUCCACUUAA
Cavia porcellus (domestic guinea pig) is the source of this 2972-nucleotide messenger RNA. It is a transcript of the gene Atad1, whose product is annotated as ATPase family AAA domain containing 1. NCBI's taxonomy places the organism in Eukaryota, Metazoa, Chordata, Mammalia, Rodentia, Caviidae. Gene Ontology annotation, biological process: extraction of mislocalized protein from mitochondrial outer membrane. The transcript is spliced from 10 exons. The record is from RefSeq and is a predicted model, not a curated record. Gene Ontology annotation, molecular function: ATP binding; ATP hydrolysis activity. Gene Ontology annotation, cellular component: mitochondrial outer membrane. The coding region runs from base 338 to 1423 and encodes 361 amino acids.